CAAAUAUGAAGAAUAUGGAGUGUUGGAUAAGAGUGGUGGUAAGUAUGUGGGUGUUGCUAAAUGGGUUGGGUUGGACUCAUGGGUGUGUGGACCAAGAGAGGGAGGCUCUCUUACAACUGAAACCUUUCUUUUAUACCUUAAAUUGGCCAGAGAGUAGUAAUUCUUCAGAAUGUUGUGAGUGGGAAAGGGUGGAGUGCAAUGCAACUACUGGAAGAGUAACCAAGCUCUCUCUUUCUACUAUAGCAAGGGAGACAUGGCAUCUCAAUGUGUCUUAUUUUCUUCCCUUUGAACAACUCACAAGUCUCGACUUGAGCGGCAAUUAUGUGCAGGGUCGUGAGGGGAAUCAAGGAUUUGAAAUAUUGUGGUCGAGGUUGAGGAAGCUGGAGGUCCUUGACUUACGUGCGAAUAAUUUCAAUGAGAGCAUUAUAUCGUCUUUGAGUGGGUUUGCUUCUCUCAAGUCUCUUUAUCUAAAUGAAAAUAAAAUGGGAACAACCUCAGAUACAACCGGUUUUGAAAGUCUGUGGAAGUUAAGGAACUUAGAGCUUCUUGAUUUGAGCAUUAACUACUAUAACAACAGCAUCUUGUCAUCCUUACGUGGUCUUUCUUCUUUAAAAGAUUUAAAUCUUGCGGAGAAUCAAUUAAGUGGAACAAUUAAUGCCCAAGAUUUAAAUAAUAUCCUCAACUUGAAGAGGUUGGAUAUGCAUUUAAAUGAGAUUACAGGCUUUGAAUCAUUUAAAGGUGAUCUGGAGUUCCUUGAUUUGAUGGGAAAUCGCUUCAAUAAUAGUGUUUUUGCAUCCCUCAAUGGACUUUCACAUCUGAAAUCUCUAAAUUUGUCCGAAAAUCAAUUGACAGGAUCAAUACACCUUGAAGAGUUGGCAAGUUUGAGUAACUUGGAGGAGCUAACCAUUAGCGGCAACAGUAACAUUGAAGAGAUUAUGGGACCUGAAGACAAAACAACCUUGAACAAGUUAAAGGUGCUUGGUCUGGCAUUUCUCCAAACCAAUGGUAAAGGCAGUGUGCUAAAAUCAUUAGGGCCAUUAUCAGCUCUUAAGACGAUUGAUCUUCGAGGAAAUAUUUUGAAUGAAACAAAUACGUUUGAAGAGUUGUUUAAUUUGAGUACGCUGGAAAAUCUGUUUCUGGAUGAAUCUAUCAUCCACAAAGAUUUUCUCCAAAAUCAUGUUGCGGCUUGCACUUCUCUCAAGGUUCUUCAUUUGAGUCGUUGUGGUCUCAAAGGCACCCUACCCAAUCGAGGGUGGUGUGAGUUAAAAAACUUGGAGGAGCUUGAUCUUGGUGACAAUGAAUUUGAAGGAGCACUUCCAUCAUGUAUGGCAAACAUGUCAUCUCUUCACACUUUGCGUCUCACUCGCAAUCAAUUCACUGGAAAUCUUGCUUCCGGUCCUAUACCCAAACUCAAGUCUAUCGAAUCUCUCUUACUCGGAUAUAAUCACUUUCAAGUAUCCCUCGAGUCAUUCGCAAACCACUCAAGCCUAAAAAAUCUCAUGGCCAAUGAUAACGAAUUGAUUGAAGAAGUUGCCUCUUAUUCUUGGACUCCAAAAUUACAACUAGAGGUAUUGAGUUUGUCACAUUGCAGACCAAAAACUCCAAAGGCAAGUUCCCUCAACUUCUUAUACCAUCAAUUCAACUUGGGAUAUCUUGAUCUUUCUGGUUCAAAGUUUGGUGGAGCAUUCCCUAGUUGGUUGUUUGAGAACAACACAAGAUUAGAACAGAUUUACUUGGGGGAUAACUCAUUCGUGGGCUCAUUUCAAUUGCCAUUACAUCCUAAUCUAAAUGUGUCUGUGAUAGAUGUAUCCUACAACAAGUUAGGGGGUCACAUUCCAUCAAACUUAUCCUUUAUUUUUCCAAACCUAUUGCUUUUCAAUAUAUCUAUGAAUUCCUUUCAAGGUAUCAUCCCUCCAAGUUUGGGAAACAUAAAUUCCUUGGAAUUUAUGGAUUUAUCAAACAAUCAACUUUCGGGAGAAAUAAAAGAGCAAUUUGCUAACACUCCGUUGCAGCUCAUCAAACUCUCGAACAACAAUUUUUCUGGUCGCAUUCCUGACUUGUUUGACCCUAUUCGUUUGCACGUUUUAUUGUUGGGUGGCAAUAACUUUGUCGGGGAGAUACCUGAUCUCUCAUCAUUCAUAUAUUUGAUGACAUUGGAUAUCAGCAGUAACUCUCUGUCAGGCAUGCUUCCGAGUUGGAUAGCCAAUAUGUCAGAUUUGCGCAUAAUAUCCCUGUCUGGCAAUCAAUUUGAGGGUUCUAUUCCGUUAGAAUUCUGCAAACUUUAUGAGCUUCAAUUCUUGGGUCUUUCUAGUAAUGAUUUAUCUGGCUCUAUACCACCUUGUUUCAGUGAAUUGACAAAUUUAGAGUAUGUCCUUUUGAGUAGAAACAAGUUCGGAGGCCCCAUUCCACAUGCUUUAAUUAAUGUUACUGGUUUGCGCAAUCUAGAUCUUGGAGGUAACAACUUCAGCGGAACAAUACCAAAUUGGAUUGGUAACUUCUCUAGUUUGACUAUUCUUCUUUUGCAAGCUAAUAAUCUCCAUGGCAAUAUUCCCAUUGAGUUAUGCCAAUUGAAACAGUUAAACAUAUUGGCUCUUUCCUCGAAUAAUUUGUCUGGACGCUUACAUGCUUGCUUAAGUAAUUUGUCGUCGAUAACACCGAGUCGCGUCUCUAUUCAAGCAUAUUUGAAGAUUUCUUAUAUCAACUCUCUUCCCAAUUUCGAAGACUCUACUUCUGAUUUUGGUCAUCUCAUUUUUCCUAUACAAGAAGCUUUGGAGUUAGCAACAAAGGGCAACUCACUUUCUUACAUAGGAUUCAAUCUUGAUCACAUGUAUGCAAUCGAUCUCUCUUGCAAUCGAUUCUUUGGAGAAAUUCCCCCUGAAUUCGGAAAUUUGAGCAAUGUGAGAGCCUUAAAUUUGUCUCACAACAAUCUAAGUGGGUCAAUCCCUGCAUCGUUUUCGAAACUGAAGCAGUUAGAAAGUUUAGAUCUUUCUUAUAAUGACCUGAGUGGUCAAAUUCCCCCUCAGUUGACCGAGAUAUACACUUUGGCAGUGUUUAGCGUAGCACAUAAUGAUUUAUCAGGUCCAGUUCCUGAUUUCAAAGCUCAAUUCGGGACAUUCAACGAAAGUUGUUACGAGGGAAAUCCUCUUCUUUGUGGACCUCCAAUGAACAACAGUUGUGAUGAGACUCAUUUUGCCCCACCACCUUUGAAAGAAGAAAGCGAGGAUGAUGGGUUCAUGGACAUGACUUUUUUUUGGGUGACCUUUGUGGUGACUUAUACCGUGGCACUAUUUGGUGUAGCAUCAGUCUUGUACAUAAAUUCAAAUUGGCGACAUGCAUGGUUUUACCGCAUUGAUGUAUGCUUCCAUACUUGCUACUACUUUCUGUUGGACAGGUUCCAAUAAGUUGUAAACAUAUAGAAUAAGUUGGUUUACACCAUCUUUUGACAAUAUUGAACUUUAGUAGCUAGUAUGUGUUCCUUGCAAGCAGAGAUCAAUACUUAAUGCAAAUAAACCUAUAUGCCUUCUUAAUUGGUUGUCUGGUGAUGGUGAAAUCGAUUUAGGUUCGAUCCAAAACAAGUUUCUUUCGAUGAUGGUAAUUGCGACAAUUGUCAGCGCAACUUUUCUUCAAAAAAUUGCUAACCGAGAAGCUUUAGAUCCGCACAGCAUCACCGACGAAGAGAGUAUCCGCCCAACAAUUGACCACCUUCUCUUGUUUCGCUAACUUGUUUGUGAGGAUUUGGAUCACAUUCAUUGCCCAGAAUAGCUAGAUAGAGUUGUUAGAAAACUGUUGUGUCAAUCAUGCACCCAAUAAGCUGAGAAAGAACGCACAUUUCAGACAUCAAUUGCUAUAUACAUAUAUAAGGAAUUCUUCUAUAUAAACCAAAAAGUGCGGACAAACUUCGUGGACAAAAAUCCAAAUAUUGCAAUAAAGCAUCCGUCACAUCUAUGAUUGAAAAACAAAUCCACAAAGUUGAUUCACACUUUUGGUUCAUAUAAGAAAAUUUAUGUGUAUAUAUAUAUAUAUAAUUAAAGGAAAACUUGAGAAGGGGCAAUAGAUAGAUUAAUUGUUACUACCACUUAAAAAUAGAAAUUUGUAUUAUCAGAAUGAAAACGAAUACAGAAAGUGCACACCUGCCAAUUUACAAAUUGCAUCUUCCCACAUUUUAGUCCUACACCGGGCAUACUCAAUACUUUUGUCUUCAAAACAGUGCCAGAAAUUUCAAAGCAUCCUGUCACCUCCAGUUAUGGAUCAGAGACAUAUUCCAUUUGAAGGAAAAUAUGACAUUCGCUCCGUCCACAUACACAUUCACACGCACAGGAGAGAACUAUCUAUUACUUCUAUCUUAUUGUUUUCAAGGAUAACUAAUUACUAGUUGAGGCCAUAACCAAAACUAAUUACUAGUUGAAGCCAUAACCAAAACUAAUACUUACUUGAAGAAAAGAGAACAGGCCACCAUGUGUGGGCGGUUCGGGGACACCGGCCGGUGUUCGACGGACCGGCAGGCCCACCCUACCAAGACAGCGGGCCACCAUGUGGGCUGUGUCAAGAAGGGCCGGCCCACAUUACACCUCUAACUAGUAGAAAGAAACAGAUUGUCAAAAAUGG
This is a messenger RNA of Tripterygium wilfordii, 4605 nucleotides long. RefSeq names its product receptor-like protein 13. The transcript is spliced from 9 exons. NCBI's taxonomy places the organism in Eukaryota, Viridiplantae, Streptophyta, Magnoliopsida, Celastrales, Celastraceae. The record is from RefSeq and is a predicted model, not a curated record. Gene Ontology annotation, molecular function: protein binding. The coding region runs from base 6 to 3401 and encodes 1131 amino acids.